GGCCGGACGUGCCCGGCCCUGGCGCGCGCACCUGCGCGGAGCGGUUGGGACGCCUUCCGGGCUGAGGGCACGUGCUCGCAGUCCCAUGCAGGCGUGGGGACGGGCGGGGGGCGCGAGUGUGCGCGGGAGCUGGGGGCAGUGGGACCCCGCACCUGCCGUGGCCAGCGCCCCGUGGCCCCUGGGUCCCUCCCGGCGACCGCAGGCGAAACCAGCCAGUAGCCCGGGUGGACUUUGCUGGCCCCGCCCCAGCCCGCCUCCUUGGCCGGCCUUCUGCCGGACGCGUGGACCCCGGAGCGCCCUCGUUUCCCUCCAGAGCCCCUGGGGGACCUGUUUCUGCUCCGUUGCGGGUGGUUUCCCACUCGAGACAGGCCCCGGCCGAAAUCUGCGGCCGGAGGCGGUGGGGAGGAGGGGGGUGGGCUGGGACCAGCGGUUCUGGAGAGCCCGGCCCAGAGACCUCCGCUGGCGGGAAUCCCCGUGAUCUUUUCGUGUGUUCUCGCCCGGACCGCUUAGGUCGACCAAGUUCAGUAGCGCCCUGUAGACGCCUGGAGCGUGGGGGAGCCCCUCGGCACGAGCCCUUCACAGGGCUGCGUGGUUCUGGAGAAUGCCACUUGAGCGGCACGUUUGGAGGUGGGGUGUUUUCAGAGACUGGUUCUCCCUCGGGAUUGCCAGACGGGGGUCGAUGAGGGCAGAGGUUAAUCAGACCCCCCGCGUAGUACAGCCUCCUGGGGUCUUGUAGUGCAGGAGCUCCCCUCUGGCGUCUGAGGGCCUCACUGAAUUCCAACAUAGUCCAGCGAUUGCCACGAUGAUGACCCCGAGUCAUCAGUAAGGGGCCUGCAUUGUGGUCUGUGCACCUCGUUUAAAAAGACAAAGCGGGUUGAUCCGUUUUGGAUUUUCCAUUGGCAGCUCUUCUCCCCUCUGAUGCUUGGAGUAAAUAACCUCUUCCACCUCUAACGUCUAAUUGUCAUUACUGUUUAAGUAUUCCUAAAUGUGAAAGAACAGAAAGAAAGUGGACAUGGGGGCACUGGUCUGCGUGAAAGUAACGUCAUGUUUCAUUCAUUUCAUUCAACGCUCUUGAAGGUGGCGCGCACUUCGUUGUGUGCGGGUGAACAGUGGAAAGGAUGGAGCCCCAGUCCUUCAGGAACCUUAACAGUGUUUAUGGCAGGGGAUGUGUAACCAGGGAGUCUCUGGGUCUCAGCUAAAAUGUCACACGAGACACUUCUUAGACUCCCUCUCCAAACCCCGUUUCUCCACCCAGGAGCUGGGACUUCCAUGAAUUGUUAAGCAUGAAGAUUCUCAUUUUGAAAUUGCAGGAAACCGCAUGAAAUAGGAACAGUUCAGGCAGAGUUUGGGAAGAUUUUUGUGUGCGAGGAUCCAAGUGGUAAGCGAGCCAGCCCGAUUUCAGAAUCUGGUUUUCCUUGGGGGAUUUCCACUCAGCUCUUUCCGUCCAUCACAAACGGCUCUUUUCGUCCACAUUUCACCCACUUUCCUUUCAAGAGCGCCAGGUUUUCACUAUGACUAACGUGAUAGCAGGAACUCUUCACCGAUGAGUCAGGUGGAGAUAAGCCAUGGGAAGGGCGUGGGGGUGGACGCGGUGGCAGUGUGCAUUUACAUGUAAGAGCUUUCAGAUUUGUGAUGCGCUGUCUUCAGUGAGUCCGAGGUCCUGGUCAUUCAUAAUUAAAACGUACGUGAGAGGUUGGAGUCUGAUGAACCCGCAGAUUUGUGGAGGAGGCAGUCCGUUCAGCAGCAAAGCUGGCCUUACGAGGGCUGAAGAGCCGAAAAAGCAAAGGGGUUUGGACAUUCAGUCCGCACACCCACCAGCCACAAAGGGUCUGGCUGGGUUAUCUCAGGAAAUUCAGCAGCUGUGAUUUCCACACCCCUUUUGCCUGCAUUCCUAAUGGAGCAUUUUAUAUUUUCAGUCACGUUGUUAAACAGGGUGUAAAUGAAUAUACCUACUGUCCUUAAAACACAAAGAUUGUUAAUUGUUUGCAGCUAGACCGGGAAAGGACCCAUCGAUCUUGAGUUUCAGUAAUUACAAAGGUAAAAGCAAGGUCUUCAGCCGGCAGGUGAGGGGCCCGCGCUGCACACAUCUCAAGGCUUUGUCCCGGGCCGCUGGACAGGACAGAAGGGAUCCGGCUCCUCUUAGGAUCUUGACUGGUCUUCGUUUAGCCCUCGGGGCCCUCGUGCCUCCUUCCCCUCUGCAGCCCCAUCACCCGCCUUCCCUGCGGGCAGCCUGUGCUCCAGCCACGCGCUCUGUCUGCUGUCCUUGAAAUGCCCUUCACACAUCCUGCCUGACUCCUCCCAGGUUUCUGACUCCUGCUCGUUCUGUAGAAUGCCUUCCCUGCCCUCCCUGUCGGCUGCACCUGCACCGCGUCCGGACCGCCGCCCCCGUCCUGCGUGGUGACGGACUGACCCGUCCUGGUCCCACACAAGUCUUUCAGACGGGACCACGCUUCUCAGGCCUCCGUCCUCCGCGUCUGGCCGGGCCCAGUACAUCCUGGACACGCACCGGGCUAGGAGAAGCGGGUAAUGUGAUGACGGAGUCCAGGCUCUGGGACCCGACUCCCAGCUGGCCCUGCUUCUCACUGAGUCACCUUAGGUACAGUGCGUGACUUCUCAGUGCCUCCGUGUCCUCGUUUGUAUAGGACAGGGGUUUGCACAGUGCCCAGCUCAGAUGUUAGCGUGGGAAUUAAGGGAGGAAACUAGCGACAGGAGCGCCGUAGGGGUUAAAGAGCGUGGCCCCUGGAGCCAGGUCACCUGGUGUGAGUCCUGCUCGGCUGUUUAUUGUGCGCGUGACCUGGACCAAGUUACUGCCCCUCUGGGCCUGUUUCCUCGUCUCUAAAAUAACCGAGUACCCACCUCCCAGGGUUGCUGUAGGUACGCAGUUAAGGCGUAAACAUGUGGACGCCACGUGUGGCAGAGCAGGCACACGAAUCCGAGCCACUCGCGGGUGUCCAUUAGCGCUCAGGGCAGUGGGACGGGAGAUGCCGCGGCUGCGUCCCGCACUGUGUGCCAGGACUGCGCGUGCCCGGCCACUUUCCGAGCCGGUGGUCUCGUGGGGGGCUCUAGAUGCGGCUGUAGCCAAAUGAAUGGUUUAAGCAGUUUACGGGGACAACGACUCUUUCUCUUAAGGCCUCACUCUGAGUGACUUAUUCUUUUCCUAAUUCCCGAACGCUUUCGCUCAAAGAGUAUAGGAGCCCGUGGUUCGAGGGAUUAGAAAUAGGGACUUGGAACAAAAACAGCGAUCACGAUCAUUUGAGAGAAGCAAAAGGAGGACACUUUUUUGAACAGCGUCGUCUGUGGCAUGCAGUGGUGGGGGCCGGACGGUGUGGGGUCGCAGUUGCCGCACGGCCAGGAACGUGGAAGUCUCCCGCGGUUUCGUCCUCACCCAGCCCUUCGGCCUGUGCCUGUGGUUUCAUCCCCGGGUGUCUAAGUUUGGAUUCCCCCACGAGCAGACCCUGAGACGGGAAUGCAGAGAGGAUGUUUGCUUGGGAAGUGAUCCCAGGAAGCACAGGAGGUCGUAGGGAACGAGGAGCGAGAAGGGGAGCCCGUAGAAGGCACACUUGGCAACAGGUGUGUGCUCACGUUUGGAAAAUCAGACUGAAUUCCUGAAAAAACAUGAGCCAAUUUUUCUAUCAAACUUCAUCUCCGAAUCUUGGAGCGACUCUUUCACUUCUGGCAGAAAGCUCAGUGUGCCUGCGGUUCGCUCAGCCCUGCAGUCGGCGGCUCCCUGCUCCAGCCCUGCUGCCUCUGGCGCCCCGUGCCGCUCGCGCUGCCCUUCCCUCGGUGACUGCCAUGGCUCCUUGCCUUCUUCAGACCUUCUCAAGUGACAUUUUGUCGAAUAAGCCCACGCGAUGGAGGGGUUGCUGCAUUACAUCAACCCGGCCCACGCCAUCUCCCUCCUCAGUGCCCUCAACGAGGAGCGCCUCAAAGGGCAGCUGUGUGACGUGCUGCUGAUCGUCGGGGACCAGAAGUUUCGAGCUCAUAAAAAUGUCUUGGCUGCCAGCAGCGAAUAUUUUCAGAGUCUGUUCACGAAUAAGGAGAACGAGGCCCAAACCGUAUUUCAACUUGAUUUUUGUGAACCCGAUGCUUUUGAUAAUGUUUUGAACUACAUUUAUUCUUCGUCCUUAUUUGUCGAGAAAAGCAGUCUCGCCGCCGUCCAAGAGCUGGGCUACAGCCUCGGGAUUUCCUUUCUGACGAACAUCGUCUCGAAAACACCUCAGGCACCCUUUCCAACGUGCCCCAACAGGAAGAAGAUAUUCAUAGAAGAGGACGAAAGCAGUUCUCAGAAGAGAAGUGUCAUCGUGUGUCAAAGCCGAAACGAAGCACAAGGCAAAACUGUCGGUCAGAAUCAGCCCGACCUGAGCCAUGCCUCGCGGCCCUCCCCCGGCCUCGCGGUCAAGACCGGCACCGGGAAGCCCCACGUCCCAAAGCCAGCGGAAGCGCCUCACGCGUCGCCAGUAGCCGAAAAGACUUGGCCCAGAGAUGGCCCUGUGGGCUGCGCGAAGUCCCUCGAGCGUCCCGGCUCUGUGGACGACCCUCACAGAAGCAGCUUAGCGAAGAGCAACGCGGUGCCGCCUGGCAAGCCGCUGCAGGACAGAGAGGGGACGGACGAGAAACCGUGUCUGAGCGGCCAGCUGCCCAAAGGAAAAGCCAUAGAGCUGGCCUUGAAGAGACCACGGCCGCCCGUCCUGUCUCUUCGAAGCGCGUCGGAGACCCCCUACGUGUUGAAGGAAACCGGCAAAGGAGGCGGCCCGGGCGAAGACAGGAACCUGCUGUACUAUUCGAAGCUGGGGUUGGUGGUCCCGUCCGGCGGCCCUGGUUCCGGAAAGCAAGGCAUCGACAGAAGCGGCCCGCUGGUGAAGAGUCUGCUCAGGCGCUCGCUGUCCAUGGACAGCCAGGUUCCCGUCUACUCGCCCGCCAUAGACCUGAAGUCUUCCCAGGGGCCCUCGGCGGCGUCCGGGGAGGUGCCCGCCAACGUGUUCUGUGCUCUGUCUCAAAAGCCGUCUGUGAAAGAGUGCGACGACGCGUCAGCCCUCGACGAGCGGGCUCCGGCGCCCCAGCCGCACCGCCUCAGGUCCUUCAGCGCCUCUCAGUCCACGGACAGGGAGGGCGAGCCUGCCGUGGCCGAGGUGCGCGUCAAGACGGAGCCCCGCAGCCCGCUGUCGGACCCCUCCGACAUCAUCCGAGUCACCGUGGGAGACCCGGCGGCCGCGUCGUCCGUCACGAGAGACCUCUCCCUGAAGACCGAAGACGACCAAAGAGACAUGAGCAGACUCCCGGCCAAAAGGAGGUUCCAGGCGGACCGAAGACUGCCGUUUAAGAAGGUAAAGGAGGGCGAGCACGGGUCUCCGGUGUCCGAACAGAACUUGGAGGAGGGCUCGAGCCCUCCUCUCCCCGAUGCCGACUUUCCAGACUCUGACUUGAAUAAAGAGGAAUUUGGUGAGUUGGAGGGAACGAGGCCAAACAAAAAGUUUAAAUGCAAACAUUGCCUUAAGAUCUUUAGAUCCACAGCAGGCCUUCACCGGCACAUUAACAUGUACCACAACCCAGAGAAGCCCUAUGCUUGCGACAUCUGCCACAAGCGCUUUCACACGAACUUCAAAGUGUGGACGCACUGCCAGACCCAGCACGGCGUGGUGAGGAACCCGUCGCCGGCCUCUAGCUCACACGCCGUGCUGGACGAGAAGUUCCAGAGAAAGCUCAUUGACAUAGUGAGAGAGCGAGAGAUUAAGAAGGCCCUGAUCUUUAAGCUGAGGCGCAGCAAGCCCGCUUUUCAGGCGCAGACUAGCUCCCAGGCCCAAGCCAUCAAGAGGAACUUGCGGUCCCGAGCCAAAGGAGCGUACGUUUGCACCUACUGCGGAAAGGCCUAUCGCUUUCUCUCGCAGUUCAAGCAGCACGUAAAGAUGCACCCGGGAGAGAAGCCCGUUGGCGUCACUAGAGCUGCUAAGCCCAGGGAGCAUGUUUCUCUGGAGAGCCCGGUAGAGAACAAGGAGGUUUACCAGUGCCGCCUCUGUAAUGCUAAGCUCUCUUCUCUUCUAGAGCAAGGAAGCCACGAGCGGCUGUGCCGAAACGCAACCGUCUGCCCCUACUGCAGCCUUAGGUUUUUCUCGCCCGAGCUCAAGCGGGAGCACGAGGGCAAGUGUGAGUACAAGAAGCUGACGUGCCUCGAGUGCAUGCGCACCUUCAAGUCCUCCUUCAGCAUCUGGCGGCACCAGGUCGAGGUCCACAACCAGAACACGAUGGCGCCGGCCGAGCACUUCUCCCUGCCCGGCCUGGACCACAACGGCGACGCGACCGCCGCCUCCAGGCCCCAGGCCCAGGCCGAGCCCCCGAGAGCCAACCACGCGCUGGCCGCCAAGGACGACGCCGCGUUCAGCGACUGUUCCGAGCAGGUGAACUUCGACUCCGAGGAUUCUUCCUGCCUCCCCGAGGACCUCAGCCUUUCGAAGCAGCUGAAAAUCCACGUCAAGGAGGAGCCCGCCGAGGAGGCCGAGGAGGAGGCGCCCGAGGCCCGCGCGGCCGCCAAGGACGCGGGCCCCAGCAAGGACAGCAGCCUGUGGCCGUGCGAGAAGUGCGGCAAGACGUUCACGGCGCACAAGCAGCUGGAGCGGCACCAGGAGCUGCUGUGCUCCGUGAAGCCCUUCAUCUGCCACGUUUGCAACAAAGCCUUCCGCACCAACUUCCGCCUCUGGAGCCACUUCCAGUCCCACAUGUCCCAGGCCGCCGACGAGCCGGCGCACAAGGACCCGGAAGCCUGCCCCGUCCCCACAAACUCGCCGUCCCCGCCCCCGCUGCCCCCGCCCCCGCCGCUGCCCAAGAUCCAGCCCCUGGAGCCCGACAGCCCGACGGGCGUGGCCGAGAACCCCGCGCCGGCCGCCGAGAAACUCUUUGUGCCCCAGGAAUCCGACACGCUGUUCUACCACGCCCCGCCCCUCUCGGCAAUCACAUUUAAAAGACAGUUCAUGUGUAAACUGUGCCACAGGACAUUCAAGACUGCCUUCAGUCUUUGGAGUCACGAACAAAGCCACAACUGAAGGGCCGGCCCCUUCGGCCCCUUACGGAAGGGGAGGCGGUCCCCAGGUUUCAACCCAAACUGUGAGCCGCGCAUGAGAAACAAAAUAUUUUUUGAAGAGAAGGAAUAAUAAAGGUUGGAAAUUGUUACGCUUGAGUAGAAGCUCGAGGGAAGUCGAUAUUAAUUAGCAAAGUCCUUACUCAGCUUAGAAAAACUAAACUACGUCGUGCUCUGGACCUUACGGUCACACGACGACUGGACUUCAUCGAUGUUGAAAUUUUGAUCGAUCCCGGUUGUUUGCAUGGUUCCUCAUUCCACGGUGUCAGUAUACUCUUUUACUGGAGGUUGUUUUGGUUUUUUACUGAUUUGCAGCCCGUGAAAUACUACUUAAGUAUUUCUUCCGAUUGUAGCGGACACCUGAGUUCUGCUUAAGCCUCAGCCACGUCCUGGAGUCCGCAGCGUAUCAGGAGGAAGGGGAGAGUAGUCUGCAGUGUUGACUUAGAUCUUAGGAUACUUUAGCAAUAAAACAAUGAUAAGCCUCAACUGUAAUAAGUUAUCCUGACACUUGAUAACAAUAAAUAUUUGGUAUUUUGUGGUCACGUAGACAUUCUUUUGUAUGAAAGUUGUGAGGAAUUUAAAUCAGCAAUAGUAAUACUUAGAUUUUUAUAAAGUAACAAAACUUGCUCUUGGGUCACUUAAUAUAAUUGAGGACGGGCGACUUGGGAAAUGAAAACAGGAUUUCUAGAAGGCCUCUAAGUUUACAGAAACUAAGGUGACGCUAGGCGUUGUGGUCAGAGCUGGCGCUCCGGGCCGCGUGUGCACAUCCCGGCUUUCCGUUCUGACCACGCGGGGCACACGAAGCAUCUGGCGUCCUCUGGCUUACCGCUGCCACAGAGGGAAAAUCCGAGCGCGUUUGGGACAGGAAACAAAGGUGGCACGAGGCGCUCACUGAUGUUGAGUUUAACCUCGUUGGUGUAACAGAUCGGGUCGGGACUCACAUUUACGCUCGUGGGUCCCAGGCCCCGGGGUCCGUGCGGCGCAGCGGCCCUGAGCCCGGAGUUGGCAUCGACUUCCGGAGCCGGGGAGCCGGGGAAACCCCACACCGCGGUCUCCAUGCGCCCUCGACGGCGGUAUUUACAGCGUUCGGUUUCCUGCCUCUGUCUCCUGAGGAUUUCUGUUAGAAUUUGUUGGAGUUUAUUGUGGUCAAACGUCCUCAGUGCAAUCAUUCUGCUCUGAGUCACUGCUUUUAGUGUCUCAGGGAUCUGUGUGAAAGCGCGAUCAAGGGUCCAAAAUGAGUUUCCGCUACCUAAUAAGGCCCACAGGGUUUGGGCUGCCUUUUUUUUUUUUUUUUUUUCUUCUUUUUCCUAUUUUGUAUGAGUUGCAAUUAAAAGGCUUUUGGGAGGGGCCACCCGAGUUCAGUGGGUGUUUCUAAAGGGAAAACUGUCUCACUCGCAGGUACUUAGGUACGUACAAGUGGAAAUACUAUUGAAACUACGAAAGAGAUCCUUGUCAGGUAGUGCUAUGGAUGAAGUCUCCCAAGUUUAUUCAUUUUUUUUGCAAGCUGUUCUUUCAAAUAAAAAAGAGACUGUGGCUGAGAAACAAUCUGCUGAGUGUUUCCCCGUAUCCCGCUGCCACAGAGAAGGUUUCUGGCCUCGGUCUCGUCACCCACGUUCCGGACCAGCGGGAGGGAAGACACGCCUAACUUUUUGUCCAUACACAAGCAUUUUUAUACAACAGUAGUGGACUUUGUAGAUGAGAGAAAUUGCGGAUGAAAUUUUGCCUUUCUGUUUCCUUUUCCAUUUGAAAACUGUCCUAAGUCCCAAAGUACUUUUGAGUGGUCGCUUCCUAUUUUUGUUCUUAGUUAAAUUUGAUGGAGAAAGGCAAAUAAAAUGAAGUCACAGCUACCGACGAUCGCCAUCUUUAUAUUUUCUGGAAGAAAUCUAUGCAUUUGAAAGACAAAACUAAAGCCUAGGAUUUUACGCGAAACAUCAGGAUAGGUUGUUGUUCACUGAAUGAGUCCCCCUUGUAAUGUGCCGUUUCUUAUUCGGAGCACCUUGGUAGCUGUCACUUCUUCAGAGGACAGUUUCCCUCAGAGUAGUCCCUGCUUCUGGCUGUUAAGAGUACGUGUGACAGUUCCACGGCACACAUCGUCUUGGCGUUGUAAAUUCAAUAUCCCAGGACUUGAACCUCUAUGCUACAUUUUUGAAGAUUUUUUGAUAAUGUUAAUCAGUAAAAAAUAUUUUUGAUCUAAAUACACGCUCAGCGUAUCUGUUAGACUUUGAAAAUUGCCAGUGUUUUGUCUUGUUAGUUCCCAUUUUUGUCUAGGCAAGGAGCGUAAGAUUUCAAAUAAAAUUUUGAACCAAAAACAUUUCUAAUGCAGUUCUGGUUUUUCUAUUACUUUUUAUACUGUACCUUCAAAGCGUCAGGCAGAAAGAGUUUAUUUUGGUGGUCAGAAAGUAAACUACGCUUCCUCUCACUUGACUGUUUUCAAUGUUAGGAAGCAGAGUAAUGACAGACACGUGAAUCGCUUCAUUUAAGAAUGUCGAUCUCAGACAGCAGGCAGAUACUUGGUGUGAGACCAGAGGGUCUUUCCUUGUUACAUCUCCAGCUCAUAAAAGUGUUGAAAAUGUUUUUUCUGAUUAGAAUUAAUUUUUGAAAAUGUAGAAAGCUCAUCAUUCCUUGUAAGUAUUCAGGAUGCCUUUUUUUAUGCAGUUGUGGAAAGAAUGUAAGAUGUUUUAAUAUAUUCUUUGUUAAUCUGAGAACUUGCUGUGUUGAACCAUUUUCUUCAUGUGGGAGAGGGCGGGAGGGGCCGCCUGAAACACCUCUUUAUCAAAGCAAGCAGUGGAGGUUACAAAUGGUGUGUGUUUUUUUGUAGUUAAUAUUUCAACCUAAUAGAAUAUUCACCUUUAAAACCAGUUAUGGCUAGUGUGCGUUCGUUAUUUUUAUCAAAAUACACAACUAAGGGUUCAACCGUGAGGUCAUUUUGCAUUUGUGGGGACAUGUGUGUGGUUCUUGGUUUUCUGUUUUGGAGUGGAUCGUUCACAGCCUUUUUAAAAAUAGACUCCAAGGGCGCCUGGGUGGCUCAGUCAGGUGAGCGUCUGACUUCAGCUGAGGU
Molecule: messenger RNA, 10127 nt
Organism: Prionailurus viverrinus (fishing cat)
Lineage: Eukaryota; Metazoa; Chordata; Mammalia; Carnivora; Felidae
Gene: ZBTB21
Product: zinc finger and BTB domain containing 21
Exons: 5
Coding region: 3852-7034 (1060 amino acids)
Biological process (GO): regulation of transcription by RNA polymerase II; negative regulation of DNA-templated transcription
Cellular component (GO): nucleus
Molecular function (GO): RNA polymerase II cis-regulatory region sequence-specific DNA binding; protein binding; DNA-binding transcription factor activity, RNA polymerase II-specific
Source: RefSeq, a predicted model, not a curated record